CUGUCAACGAUCUGUGACUUUCUGACCGCGCCGCUUUCUUAAUGAGGGUUAUAUUGUUCUGCAUAAGCCAUAAAAGAAACUGGUUGGACAUCCACGUUAAUUCGUUUGGUGAUGACAGGGGAGAGAAGCACAUUAACUAAUGCCUCCUCACGACCCUCGGCAGAGGAUGGAAUCGCUGCAUAUUUAUGCUGCUUCCAAGAUCUCAGAGUAGAUAGAGAAAGGCAGGGAGAGGGAGGGAGUCGACAGAGCCGAUCAGUGCAGAAGGAGAGGCAAGUGUAUCUGUUCCAGAAAUUGGGCACUGACUGGACAAGGCAGCGAAAUUUCGGAUCUCAUCACCGCGGAAACAGCAAGAACAGUUACUCAUUGGCUUCCGCAACUAAUAUCAUAGAGUGCUUCUUUAAAUGAACAAAAAGGGGCUAUCGAAGACUGGAAGAACCCAAGUGUGAUCACAGGUUAAUUAUGUUGGGUGAAAAGGCUGAGCACCUGAAGAUUCAGUAAAGGCAACUAGAAGAUUAACCCCUGAGAAACGCUUGAAUCAUGGAGGAGAAUGAGUUCCAUGUCCAGCAGUUGCAACCAAACAUCAUUUCUGUUCGACUAUAUAAGCGGAAGGUGGGUGGUCUGGGAUUCUUAGUGAAGCAACGAGUGUGUAAUCCCCCUGUGAUCAUCUCUGACAUUAUCCGUGGUGGGACAGCAGAGGAGAGUGACUUGGUGCAGGUUGGUGAUAUCAUUGUUGCUGCUAAUGGCAAGCCUCUGGUUGAUGUAACUUAUGACUUCGCUCUGGAGAUGCUGAAGAACAUACCUCCAGAGACUUUUGUUGUGUUGAUUUUGAGAGGUCCAGAAGGGUUCUCCACCCACCUGGAGACCACCUUCACUGGUGAUGGGACACCAAAAACAGUGCGUGUUACCAAGCCUUUAGUUCCUGCCUCUAAAACGAGUGAUUCUCCCAUUCGAGGCACCCAAGGCAAAGACAAUCUCAAAACUGAAGAUAAAGUGCUGAGGAACAUCUGUAGUCCAGCAUUAGAGACAUGGGACAGUGAGAUAUCACAGGAGUCCAAUCCUGUAAUUCAGGUCGAGAGAAUGAUGUCCUUAAUGAAUGAAAACUCUUUGGAGGGAUCAGAUGCCUGUUUUUCUGACACAGACAACUCAAUGAAUGAUGGAGCAACUGAUAAUGAUGAACUUCUUAAGGAAAUUGAACCUGUAUUAAAUCUAUUGAAGAACAAUAGAAAAUCAGUGAAGUGUGAUUCAGAAGCCCAAGUGGACAGGGGAGAAACAGACAAAGGCCAGCAGCAUUUGCAUCUCCAAACUGAGAAUGACAGAGUAUUUCAUGAUUUGUGGAGGAACAAAACUAUGCUGACAGUGCUUCCUAGUCCUUAUUCUGAACAGGGAGAGUCGCCGGUAAAAGAUUUGUUGAAUGGCAGUCCAACAAAAUGUCCCCGUUUUGUUAAGAUAAAGAACUGGGAAACAGGUGCAGUUUUAAAUGAUACACUACACCUGAGUUCGAGAAAGGGAACUGGGUGCACAGAGCAGAUUUGCUUGGGAUCAGUUAUGAUGCCAAACCAGCAAGUCAGAAAACCAAAUGAAGCCCGAACAAAGGAGAAGCUACUUCCUCUGGCAGCAGACUUUAUUAACCAGUACUAUACAUCUAUCAAAAGGCAUGGGUCCAAGGCCCAUCUUCAGAGGAUCGAGGAGGUGACAAAGGAAAUUGAAGUGACUGGCACAUAUCAACUUAGAGAUACUGAGCUAAUUUAUGGGGCCAAACAUGCCUGGAGAAAUGCUACCCGCUGCAUCGGGAGGAUCCAGUGGUCUAAGUUGCAGGUCUUUGAUGCACGUGACUGUUCCAGUGCUCAUGGAAUGUUCAAUUAUGUUUGUAAUCACAUCAAAUAUGCAACCAACAAGGGAAAUCUCAGGUCUGCCAUCACAAUAUUCCCUCAACGAAUAGAUGGAAAGCAUGAUUUCAGAAUCUGGAACAGUCAGUUGAUACGAUAUGCUGGUUACAAACAACCUGAUGGCUCAGUCAUUGGAGACCCGGCUUCCGUGGAGCUAACUGAGGUUUGUAUGCAACAAGGUUGGAAAGGACCGAAGGGUCGGUUUGAUGUCCUCCCCCUAUUGCUUCAAGCCAAUGGAAAUGAUCCUGAACUAUUUGAGAUUCCCUCAGAACUAAUCCUGGAAGUACCCCUCAGGCACCCCAAGUUCACAUGGUUUAAAGAUCUGAACUUGAAGUGGUAUGGCCUGCCAGCUGUCUCAAACAUGCUUCUAGAUAUUGGAGGUCUCGAGUUUACAGCCUGUCCUUUUAGUGGUUGGUAUAUGGGAACAGAAAUUGGAGUCCGAGACUUCUGCGAUGUCUCCCGGUACAAUGUGCUUGAGAAUGUAGCUAAAAAAAUGGGCCUUGACACCAGAAAGACAUCUUCUCUUUGGAAAGAUCAAGCGUUAGUUGAAAUAAAUAUUGCAGUCCUUUACAGCUUUCAGGCAAAUAAAGUGACAAUAGUGGAUCACCAUUCUGCUACGGAAUCAUUCAUGAAACACAUGGAAAAUGAAUAUAGAUGUCGAGGAGGCUGUCCUGCAGAUUGGGUGUGGAUUGUUCCACCAAUGUCAGGAAGCAUCACACCUGUGUUCCAUCAAGAGAUGCUAAACUAUCAGCUCAGUCCAUCGUUUGAAUAUCAGACAGAUCCCUGGUUGAAUCAUGUGUGGAAAGGAGUUAAUGGAACUCCCACCAAAAAGAGAGCCAUUGGAUUUAAAAAGUUGGCAAAGGCAGUGAAAUUCUCGACAAAGUUGAUGGGACAAGCAAUGGCCAAAAGAGUAAAAGCCACCAUCUUAUAUGCCACAGAAACUGGCAAGUCCCAAGUCUAUGCAAAAACAUUAUGUGAAAUUUUCAAGCAUGCCUUUGACGCAAAGGCAAUGUCCAUGGAUGAAUAUGAUAUUGUGCAUCUUGAGCAUGAGGCACUGGUGCUGGUAGUUACAAGCACUUUUGGCAACGGUGACCCACCUGAGAAUGGAGAAAAAUUUGGGUCUGCUCUGAUGGAAAUGAGACACCCGAAUUCAAAUUCAGCUGAAAGGAAGAGCUACAAGGUUCGUUUCAACAGUGUAUCCUCAAACUCAGAUGCUCGGAAAUCUUCAAGUGAUGAACCAGAACACAGAGAUAAAUUUGAGAGUACUGGCCCUUUAGCUAAUGUUAGAUUUUCUGCUUUUGGCCUUGGCUCUCGAGCCUAUCCACAUUUCUGUGCUUUUGCUCGAGCUGUGGACACACUACUUGAGGAACUUGGAGGAGAACGUAUUAUGAAGAUGGGAGAGGGGGAUGAACUCUGCGGGCAAGAGGAAUCAUUCAGGACUUGGGCUAAGAAAGUUUUUAAGGCAGCUUGUGACGUGUUCUGUGUAGGGGAUGACGUUAAUAUUGAAAAAGCCAACAACUCCUUAAUAAGUAAUGAUCGCAGCUGGAAGAGAGCAAAAUUUCGCCUGACCUACCAGACUACAGCACCUGACCUUACAGGAGCUCUCUACAGCAUUCACAAGAAGAAAGUCUACGCUGCUAGAUUGUUAUCCCGACACAACUUGCAAAACCCAAAAUCCAGCCGUUCCACAAUUUUGCUGCGAAUACACACAGACAAGCAGGAAGAGUUACAGUACCAGCCUGGCGACCAUCUUGGGGUCUUUCCUGGUAACCAUGAAGAUUUGGUCAAUGCCUUGAUUGAACGGUUAGAAGAUGCACCGCCUGUAAAUCAGAUCAUAAAAGUUGAACUUUUGGAAGAGAGAAACACAGCUUUGGGUAUUAUCAGCAACUGGAGUGAUGAGAAUCGCAUUCCACCUUGCACCAUCUUUCAAGUUUUUAAGUACUAUCUGGAUAUCACAACUCCUCCAAGCCCACUCUUACUGCAGCAGUUUGCUCUCCUGGCAAAAAAUGAAGAGCAAAAGAAAAGACUUGAAGUUCUCAGCAAGGGACUGCAGGAAUAUGAAGAAUGGAAAUGGUACAAUAACCCAACCGUCGUGGAAGUACUGGAAGAGUUUCCUUCGGUUCAGGUGCCAACAACCUUACUACUUACCCAGCUUCCUCUGCUGCAGCCUCGAUAUUACUCAAUCAGCUCAUCCCCAGACAUGUACCCGGAUGAGAUUCACCUUACAGUGGCUGUUGUUUCAUAUCGCACACGAGAUGGUGAAGGGUCAUUGCACCAUGGAGUCUGCUCUUCCUGGCUUAACCGAAUAGACACAGAUGAAACAGUGCCAUGCUUUGUGAGAGGGGCACCUUCUUUCAGAUUGCCAAAAGAUCCAAUGGUUCCUUGUAUUUUAAUUGGACCAGGAACUGGAAUCGCUCCCUUCAGAAGUUUCUGGCAGCAGCGGCUGCAUGAUAUUGAGCAGAAGGGUGUAAAAGUAUGUCCCAUGACACUUGUGUUUGGCUGUCGUCAAUCAAAAAUUGACCACAUCUACAGAGAGGAAACUAUUCAAGUCAAAAGUAAGGGUGUCUUUCAGGAACUCUACACAGCUUACUCCCGAGAACCAACAAAACCAAAGAAAUACGUACAAGAUAUUUUAAGUGAACAGCUUUCUGACCAAAUAUUCAAAGUUCUACAAGAGCAAGCUGGACACAUAUACGUUUGUGGUGAUGUUACCAUGGCAGGCGAUGUACUGAAAACAAUUCAGCACAUCUUGAAACAGUAUGGAAAGAUGUCAUUGGAAGAUGCUGGGGUCUCCAUCAGCAAGCUGAGAGAUGAAAACCGUUAUCAUGAAGACAUAUUUGGUGUUACUCUUCGUACAUAUGAAGUUACAAAUCGCCUUCGAUCUGAAUCUAUUGCCUUUAUUGAAGAAAACAAGAAGGACUCAGACGAUGUAUUCUGUGCUUGACUGAGAAAUUUACAUCACAAAGAAACCCUCCUUCAUGGCCUUUGCAAGAAGUUUUAUUCAAUCCUGAAGACAACUUUAUUGAGCAUUAAAAUCUACACAAUUGCAGACGCUGUCAAAAAAUGAGAACGAAAGCCCACUUAAACUUUUAUAUUUUUACACAAGGGGAUUCUGUAAUUUGUUAUUUGUAUUUUGUUUUCUAAGUAACUGCAACAUCCACUGCAAGCAAAAGACUUUUGUCAGCAGUUCAAUGACAAACGAAAAAUAUUGCAUGAAAUAAAAGCAACUUCAUUGCUUACUUUACUACAAACUCAGUAUACACAGGUUUUAUUUUAAACUACCAAUACUCUUAUCAGUAAAAAAAAGUUUCAAAAGAUCUACAGAUCUACCUUCUUGACUUUUCAAUGAACAAGAGACAGAUGCAGGUCACUAACUUGGUUUUUGUGUCUCCUACAAGUUAGCAGAAGGUGUAACAAACAGUUACGUGUUUCCUCUUUGUGUAAGCCCAGUCCUGUUGUCUGCAUGCUUUGAAGAUAGCAAAUCUUGUAAUGCUCAGAUCAUGGGUCAAGUGGAAAUUAGUUGAGAUAUCUUUAAAAAUGUAGCAACAUGCAGCCACUUAUUCAUGAGGGCAUGGUAUGAAGUGGACUGCUGCUGCAGCAUAAAUUUAUGUUUUGUUAUGUCUUGGUGGGGUUUCCCUGGUAUUUUGAUUAAUGGAGAGGCUUCAGUCUCAUCCAGAGGCCCAGAUUUUCAUGAAGUCUGGAAGGAAAUCUUUUAAAAUGACAGAAAGGACAAAUUCUGGGAUUCGUGACUCCAUUUAUUCUCCAGCAAUUUUGUGUAGCAAGGGAUAAGAGUACAGGCCCAAAUGGAGCACUCCCACCUUUGCUGGUUAAGGGGAUAGGAAGUUCAGCUGUCUUUCCCUGCAAUGUACGUAGAGCUGACCUGUUCUGUUAGUUGCUCAUGGCACAUCAAAGGAGUCUUAAAUCACGUGGGAACCCUCGUCCCAAGUCAGAACUGAAAGAAAAUACAGCCAUUCAACAUCCCCUUUGUAUUCCGUUACGUCCUCAUAGCUUCUCAUAAAAACUAUCUAUCAAUCAAUCACAGUAAUUCAGUGUUAAUGACAAAAAAAAUUUCUGUGUACUUCACAUCACUUAGUCUUAUAUGAAUAGAUAUACACAUAUUGAAAAAUACUGCUCAAAGAUCAAGUUAUUUCAAGAUAAUAAAGACAGCCAUCAAACAAGCUAUUUCUGCUUUGCAAAAUGUAUCAACAUUGCCUACAGGCCUGAGUGCACCGGAGUUGAGCCAAGUAUACAAAUGAGGCCUUCUAGCAACUGUAUCAACUAAAUAGGCUGAACAAAUGGCCAAUAAUUUUAUUUUCAGUUAAGGUUCUUCAGUAGAUUUGUAGCUCAGGUUGGUUCGCUCGCCGAGCUGAUUGGUUAGUUUGCAGACAUUUCAUUACUUU
Messenger RNA from Stegostoma tigrinum, 6286 nucleotides. RefSeq names its product nitric oxide synthase 1 (neuronal) (gene nos1). The coding region runs from base 538 to 4830 and encodes 1430 amino acids. The record is from RefSeq and is a predicted model, not a curated record. Gene Ontology annotation, biological process: nitric oxide biosynthetic process. Gene Ontology annotation, molecular function: nitric-oxide synthase activity; flavin adenine dinucleotide binding; calmodulin binding. Lineage: Eukaryota; Metazoa; Chordata; Chondrichthyes; Orectolobiformes; Stegostomatidae. The transcript is spliced from 29 exons.